AUGCCGCAGUGGUUGGUCAUUGGAAUCUCGGGUGUCACCUGUGGUGGCAAGACGACCUUAGCCCACAGUUUACAUGAUUACUUCAAGGGUUUAAGUGGAGCUCCGCUAUGGAACUCCCCGUACACCAUUGGCGAAGUGCGUCUGAUCUCGCAGGAUGACUACUUUUUACCCGUGGAGGACAAGCGUCACCAACGAAAUGAGGCGUUAAAUGCCAUUAAUUUCGAACUCAUUACUUCGCUGGAUAUGGCUAAGAUGCUAAACGAUAUUGCGCACAUCAUCAAAGGGCGCCAUGUGGCCCCAGAGCCACCUGAGCAGUUGGUAACCUAUGCCAACUUUGAGCACUAUGCACUGCAGUUUCAGCAGCAGUACCACUACAAUGCGAACUACUACAAACAGGCGAACGGCGGAGCCUAUCAAUAUGUACCCCAACAGCAACAUCGACAUAAUCACCAUCAUCAUUCCCAGCAGCAACACCAUCAGCACCAAAUUCAACAGCAGCAGCAGCACAUCAUGCGAAUCAAUGCCCAAAUUGCCGCCCAGCUGAGGGACAAGAAGAUCAACUUCCUUCUGGUCGAGGGAUUCAUGAUAUUCAACCAGCCAGAGCUGCUGGCCCUUUGUAACCUCAAGUACCACUUUCACCUACCCUACGAAAAAUGCUUCGCGCGACGCAGCAAGCGAACCUACGACCCUCCGGAUGUCACGGGAUACUUUGAGCUCUGUGUUUGGCCACAUUACGAGAAGAACUUCAGUGAAUAUCGUGACUGCAAGGACAUUACAUUCCUCAAUGGUGAGAUUGCCAAGGAGAAGAUCUUCAAAUUUGUCCUCCAGCGCAUCGUCCACUACUUCGAGGAGCGCUGUGAGGUUCCAGUUCCUGCUCCAGUCGUUUGUCCACCGCAGCAAAAGCGAUUCGGUAUGCUUUACGUGGGUCCGAGCAAUAACAACGUAAUGCACACGGCUUGUCCCAUGGAGCAAUAAAUUUUCCUCGGAAACAGUGUACAAUAAAGGAAUAUUGUCUAGUAGUAGGAUAUUUAACGGUUCAAAAUUGUUUAAAUUACUUCCCUGAACCGUGGCUAAAAACCCUAUUGAAGUUUAAGAAGAUGUAGCUGUAAGUAAAUCUUAGGGUGGUUCGUUUUUUAAUUGACAAAAAAUAUCGUCUAUAUCAAUCUGUUGGACUAUUUUAACCGGUUUUAGAAGAAAAAUUUUAGAACUAAAUUAAAUUUUAGCCGCCGCAAAGUCCAAAGAAAAUUUCAGUAUUGUUUUGAAACAUUAUUUUUGCCCAACAAAAAAUGUCAAAGGUAUAUUUAAAAACAGUAACUAGCUUCUCCCAUAAAUUCAAAUCGACCCGCCCUAAAUUGCAACUUCAUUAAUUAGUCUUUAUUUCGUAUUAAGAUAGUUAUUAUGGGUGACAUGGUCUCUCUUGUGGAGAAUUCUCUUGUAACCAGAUUGUAAAAUGAAGAAACUCGGUUCAGGAAUUCAUAUUUAGCUGUGCUAACUAUUAUAAUUGUAUUGUUUACUAUUACGUCAUGGAAUUUUGCAAAACCCCAACGAGGCAUUUGGUGUGGGGCGUUUUUAUGGAGUCGAAAAGUUAUUGUACUAUAUAAUGGAUAUUUAUAUAUGCACCUUGUAAAUACCGCGUAGUGUAUAAUUACCAAAUUUAAACCUAGCUUUAAGACUAUGACCUAAUAGAAUUCUAUUUUUUCUUGUGCGAAACAAAACACACAUACGAAUAAACAAACAUUUAACCGCAA
Messenger RNA from Drosophila eugracilis, 1748 nucleotides. RefSeq lists its product as uncharacterized. The record is from RefSeq and is a predicted model, not a curated record. Lineage: Eukaryota; Metazoa; Arthropoda; Insecta; Diptera; Drosophilidae. Bases 1 to 975 code for a protein of 324 amino acids. The transcript has a single exon. Gene Ontology annotation, cellular component: cytoplasm.